Molecule: messenger RNA, 453 nt
Organism: Drosophila teissieri
Lineage: Eukaryota; Metazoa; Arthropoda; Insecta; Diptera; Drosophilidae
Exons: 1
Coding region: 101-394 (97 amino acids)
Source: RefSeq, a predicted model, not a curated record
UUCACGUUCAAUCGGUUUCAUCGAAAUCAAACUGAUAUUAUUAUGUAGUAAAGCUAUAUUUUCUAAGCAAAAAAGUAAUCAACAGGAAAAAAUCAAUAUAAUGGUGCAAAAGAAUAACUGGGAGCCCGCACGGGCUUUCUACGCAGAAAGCGAGAUGGCGAAAAGAAAUAUCAGACACAUGACUUUCACGCCGUCAUACGAGCAGGUGAAGCCCCAAAUGGAACUGAUACUAUCCUGGCACUAUGGUCGCCAGUGGCUGGAGGAACGUGAUACCCACAAGAUGGAGACCGAGAAGAAGGUAAAGAAGGAGACCAACUUCAUUCCACCCAAUUAUACUAGUUGGCUUGAAAGACGAAGGCUUAAAAAGACUAGGCAGCAGCUGCUCAGAUCUUGAUGUUUUAUUUAUGUUCAUUAGGUUGUCCAGUUUUUGAAUAUGUACUUUUGCAAAAAUUG